CGGCUGUCUCUUUAUUAUUCACCUCGGAGCUUCCUUGUCUAUGCUGUUCUUUCCUGUCACGAGGAAAGCCGGAUCUUAAAUAAAUCAACAUUGAUGCUCGUGUCGCAAAGAAAUGUCUCGCGUAACCAAUAAUUGAAGAGCUCCAAGCGGCAGCGCAAAGGCCCAUGCCAGGAACAGGUGCAGGCUCAUCAUAACCAUAACACCCUCUAUCGCGGCAAUCGCGGCAUGGUGGCAGAGCGAGAUCUUGAUCUGCCAUUCUUCAUAUUGUUGGCAAGUAAACUAUCUGGCUGCUGCAUCCGCUACCGCUGUUACUGUCGGAAUUGGCAUUCUCUUAUUAAAAGUAAAAGGUAUCAUGAAGGCUACCUGCAGGAACGAAGAUGACUUUGAUCUGAUGGAUAUUGUGACUAGGAGGAGUUGCCGAGGGACUACCGAGUUGGCUAGCGAUACCCAUGCAUCUAGUAGUAGUACCAGCACUGGCAGUGGCUUCUCGGGAGAACCUUGUCCUGAGCCUUCGCCUGAGCCUGAGCCUAAUCCUUCAGCGGGCGAUAUCCUAGUAGAGGAUACUAGUACUAGUACCGGUACUGAAGAUCCAGUCCUGGCCAAGUUAUCUCGAGCCUCUCCAGAACUGGAAUUGGAAGACGACACGGAUGUCCCAGGAGCAUUUGCAGAGGCUGGACCCAAUCUCUCCACAGAAGAACAAGACGAUAACACUAAUACUGGUGCAAACAGUGAUCGACCACUCGACUACACGGGCUUAGCGGUAGCAAACUUGGUACACGACCAAGACGAUGAUAUCUCCAAUAGUCAUGCCAGACCCGAUUUACCUCGCGCACAAAAUUUUGAUGCACGUGAACACCAAAGAAGGAAGCAGCAGCGAGCCAAGCAAGUCAAGACUGCCAUUUUAAUUGGAAUCGUUCUUUUCAUUGCUCUCAUUAUGAUAUUUCUGGCAUUCACUGUCCCUUCCAUCAAGAAGGAUAACAGCGAGUCUCGUACAACUCAGUCGAUGCCCACCACUAAUAAUGACAACAAUCUCCCUUCCAGUGCCCCCACGACUCUGGAAGCAUCCAUCUUGUCGCUCUUCCCGGAUGCAACCAUUGAUGCCAUCAUGGAGGAACCAGAAUCACCUCCAUCCAAAGCAUACCAAUGGCUCAUCGAUGACCUUGACUUAUUGUUGUCAGUGGAGUACACAGACCGCCGUAUCGUUCAAAGAUUUGCUCUUGCCACACUCUACUUUGCAACCAAUGGUGAGAAUUGGAACACCAAUACACAUUGGCUCAACCACACUGUCCAUGAAUGUGAUUGGUACACCAUGUCAUCCUUUGCUAUGAAGCAAAAGCUGGCCAAACACUAUCCGGGGUACCUAUCCGAGUUCUUUCCUCCUACAGAACCACCACCCACAGUCUGCAAUAAAGAAGGACUCUAUCAAAAUCUCUGGCUCGAUCAAAACAAUCUGGUGGGAUUCCAACCCGAUGAAUUGUAUCUCUUGACAACACUCAAAACCUUGUCCAUCGGAGUCAAUCGACUAGAAGGUACUAUUCCCCAACAAGUGGGGCAACUCACAGAGCUGGAGGGAUUGGUCAUUAAUGUCCAGAAGAAUGCUGGAAGUAUUCCUACCGAAAUAGGUCUACUGACGAACCUUCGAGGUCUUGGAUUGAGUGACAACAAUCAUCAGGGAGUCUUUCCCACCGAACUUUGGCAACUCACAAAUCUAGAAACAUUCUUUACCAGUGGCAACCCCAAUCUCCAUGGCUUUAUUCCCACCACCAUUGCCGCCAUGUCCAAGCUGAAAUGGCUCAUUAUGGACGGCUGCCAACACACGGGAACAAUACCCACAGAGAUUGGUCAAUUGCGACAACUAAGCUGGCUAACAUUGAUGGGCAACCAGUUUUCGGGGAGUCUGCCAACAGAACUAGGUCGUUUGACCAGCUUGGGCAUGUUCUCUGUAUCCCAGAACAUCCAUUCUGGGGCCCUUCCCAGUGAAGUUGGGUUACUUACCUCCCUCACGAUACUGUCGCUGCGAGAGAAUCAAUUUUCAGGGCAGAUCCCAUCGGAAUUCGGACAGCUGACAACUCUGGCUGGGUUUUUGACUUUACAAAACAACCAGUUCCUCUCUGGGGCCAUCCCAACCCAGCUGGGGCUUUUGACGUUGUUGCAAAAGCUUGAAUUGCAAAACAACAUGCUCAGCGGACAAAUUCCUCGCGAAUUUGGACAGCUGACUUCCAUGGGUCGACUGAAUGUUGCCAAUAACUCCCUAACUGGGGCGAUACCAUGGGAGCUCUCUGGGUUGCAACCAUUUCUGCAUACACUAAAGCUGGAAGGGAACCCGGGAUUAUUUGGGACUGUACCAGAUGCUUUGUGUAAUGUGAAUGGUACCUGCAUUGGCACCAGCUUGAGCCCUUGUGAAGGACCCUAUGGAUUCUCAUUUGAUUGUGGUGGGAGCAGCAUGUUGUGUGGCUGUGGUUGUUCUUGCGAUUUAUAGCAUGUAUUUGAGAAUGCAAAGUUGAUCUCCUGCCAGAACCAUGCUUGGUUUUUCCGUCACAUGCUUGACAAUCUGUAACUAUGCUAGCAACAGACAUUUGCCACUACUAUAGCUAGCUAGAUCUUAGGUUUUCUCCAAAGCAACCAAAAGAAAGAUCCAACCUAAGCAAAG
Messenger RNA from Seminavis robusta, 2650 nucleotides. Lineage: Eukaryota; Bacillariophyta; Bacillariophyceae; Naviculales; Naviculaceae. The record is from the annotation of a GenBank genome assembly.